AUGGCCUGGAACGCUUCUGGGACUUGGAACACGCCGACGAGCAAAGACAUAGACCCCAAUGAUGCAAGUUUCCCUGGUCUCGGACCAGAGACCCUCAACGCUUUCAACAAGACCGACCACACCGAAGUCCAGGAGAACGAGCUGGUUGCGCUCGAAGCCAUCUAUGGCGAUGACUUUGUUAAUCAUACCGGCGAACAGACUGCUUGGAAGAAAACGGAGCCUACCUUUGAUAUACGUAUCAAGGCCUCCAUUGAUCCUGACUUCUCCGUAACCAUGGGGUUUGUCAUGAAUGCCACUUACCCCAAAACACCUCCCGUCCUCACUCUCAAACACCAAGCCCACCUUCGUGAAGUCACCCAGUUCAAAAUACAGAAAUUUAUCGAGAACCAGCCCAGAAUCUUCGCCAAGGAUGAAGAGGAAAUGGUCUACAAGAUUGUCGAGGGUGUCCGAGAGAUAUUGGAGGAUGCCGCCCAGACCAAGGCCGAUGGUCGGAACCUCCCGUCUCUCGAAGAGGAGCGUGAACGUCAUGAGGCUCUGCUAGCCAAGGCUGCUCAGGAGCAGAAGGAGAAGGACGAGCGAGAAAGAGCAGAGCAGAGCAAGGUGGAAGAGCGCAUGAUGGCGGCUAUGUUACGCCAAGAACUCGACCGCCAGGAACAGAGCGCCAAAGAGUCUAGGAGCAGUCGUCAGGCCGGCGGUCCCGAGACCCAGCCCUCCCGCAACUCGGCCGCCGACUUCGAGGCACUCGAAUUUGACCAAUUAUGCACAAUCACGGACAGGGCUGGAAACCCCGUCUCAUUCAGAGCCGUCACGGGCAAGUACGAUUCUCGGCAGGGCCCGGUCUCAGCCGUCUACACGGUUCGGCCUGUUCUAUCUAACGGUCAGGGAACCCAGACCUUGGCUCUCAAGGAAGCAACUCUGCGUCCGAGCGGAAAGGAGGCCAAAGAAUUCAAGAAACAUAUCCAAGUCCUCGAAGGCAAGCUUCAAGAUCUCAAGCACAUCAGGGGCCUAUCUCACCGCCACCUAAAUGAUGUUCUCGAUUUCAAGGUUGAGAGCUGCUCGCCGGCCGACUCAUCAGCGCUCAACUGCUGGCGCGUCAGCAUUCUCAUGCCACUCUCCGACAAGGGCUCGUUGGAGGAACUUCUCGACUUGGCCGGCCACCUCGAAAUUGGAAAAGUUCGUUCCUGGACACGCGACCUGCUGGACGGCCUCAACUUCAUCCACAACAGGAACAUAUCCCAUGGAGAUAUACACUCGGGCAACAUCAUGCUGUUCCGUGACCUUACUGGCGAGAUCGUCCCCAAGAUAUCCGACAUUUCUUACCAGCGAGAGCUGCACAACUUUUUCUCUCCAGAGCACGGACCGCCCGGUCUGAACUCUGCCAAAUCGGCCUACUGGCUUGCCCCAGAGGUUUCCGGGGCCACAAAGCCACUGUACUCGUAUAAGACGGAUAUCUGGGAUUUUGGCGUGGUCUUUGUACAGAUGGUCUUUGGGCUACAUAUCGAGCAGAAAUACACGUCCCCCAAAAAUUUGAUGGAGUCACUAUCCCUCUCGCACCCUCUCCAUGAACUUGUAAGUAGGUACUUCAAGGAGGACAAGAACAAGAGACCCCGCGCUUUCGAGCUGGGAUCCAGUGAGUUUCUGGCCACAGAUGCACCUGUCUUUCAAGAGGACCCGCCCUCUAUCGCCUCAGGAGCGUACCCGAUGGGCACGCUUCAACCGAUGCCAGCUAGACUUAGACGCGAGUCCAUGACACGAGGCGCCGCCGUAUCCUCUCGAUAUGCCGAGGACUUUGUGGAGGAAGGCAGACUCGGAAAGGGUGGGUUUGGCGAGGUCGUCAAGGCGAGGAAGAAGCUCGACGGACAGAUAUAUGCCAUCAAGAAGAUCUCUCAACGGUCCCAAGCGAGUCUCACUGAGAUUCUCAAGGAGGUGAGGCUUCUGUCUCAGCUGAGCCAUCCAGCCGUCGUGAGGUACUACAAUACGUGGGUGGAGGAAAUCCCAGACGUAGGCGGUAGCGACAUGGACACAUCGAUUGAGGAGGAAACCGGCGAUACGAGGGAGACAGAGUCUGCCGACAUCCAGUUCCGUACUAGCACAACGGGUGGCCUCGAUUUCAUAUCAUCUAACCCCAUCAUCGAGUUCGGCUACGACGACGAAGAGGAAGACGACGAGCUAGACUCCCAGGAAGAGGACACCAGUUCCGACGACGACGCGACCGACGAGCAGUCUUCCUCCCCGGUCAAGGAGCGGAGUAAGAGUAUGCUUCUUCGUUGGGCCAAGUUCCAGCGACCAUACCGAACUGUCCUGUACAUCUCCAUGGAGUACUGUGAGAAGCGGACAAUGCGAGAUCUGAUAAACCGAAACCUGUACAAGAAUACGCAGGAGAUAUGGCGUCUCUUCCGCCAGAUCCUCGAAGGUCUCGCCCACAUUCACAGCCUGAGUAUCGUCCACCGCGAUCUGAAGCCCGAGAAUAUAUUCAUCAGCAGCGGCGCGGAUGGCGUAGAUAAUGUCAAGAUUGGUGAUUUCGGACUGGCGACCAGUGGACAAUUCUCCGUUGAUAGAGCCAACGUGAACACAGUCGACGCGGACGACCUUACCAAGAGCAUCGGCACCGCUUCCUAUUCUGCGCCGGAAGUGAGGUCAGCGGGCAAUGGAGUUUACAGCACCAAGGUCGAUAUGUACUCGCUCGGCAUCAUAUUCUUCGAGAUGUGCUACCUUCCUAUGGUGGGCAUGCAAAAGGCCGAUGUCAUCACACAGCUGCGCCGUACCUCGCCGGUCCUCCCCUCAGACUUCCGCCCAGCAGCUAAGGAGCAGAGCGAGAUCGUCUUGUCUCUUGUCAGCCAUAACCCGGGAGAGAGACCGUCAUGCAGUGAUCUUUUGAAGAGCGGGAAACUGCCGGUCCAGAUGGAGAGCGAGACGAUCCGGCGAACCUUGGCGGGCCUGGCCGAUCCCAGCUCUCAGUACUACCGCAAGAUGCUCUCGACACUCUUCUCGCGACCAGUGGAGCCCACCAAAGACUUUGCGUGGGACCUGUCGGCGACAUAUCCCACCUCUGCAGAGCUUCUCAAUCAGGGAAUCAUCAAGGAGAAUCUCGUGUCCAUCUUUCGCCGCCACGGUGCCCUCGAGGUACCCCGAGGCUCCAUAUACCCGCGGUCCUCGCACUACGGGGACAAUGUCGUGCAACUCCUGGAUCAGAACGGGACAGUUUUGCAGCUCCCCUAUGACCUGACGAUGGGCAAUGCCCGGAUGAUGGCCAAAUCAUCGAGCAACCCACCUGUCCAGAAGACGUUUACGUUUGGGAGCGUAUUCCGCGACAAGCAGGACACUGGCCAUCCGCAAAUGUUUGGCGAGGUGGACUUUGAUAUUGUCACGGUCGACACGCUGGACCUGGCACUUAAGGAGGCCGAGGUUCUCAAAGUCAUUGACGAAAUUGUCCUCUCGCUACCGUCCCUGUCAUCUUGCCAGAUGUGCUUCCAAGUGGGCCACUCUGACCUGCUCCACAUCAUCUUUGAAUUCUGCGGCGUUGAGCCGGCAUGCCGCAGGGCCGCAGCCGACGUGCUCAGCAAGCUCAACAUCCACGGCUACUCGUGGCCCAAGAUCCGAACGGAGCUGCGGUCAGCCGACAUUGGCAUCUCGGCGACCAGCGUGGACGAACUCCAGCGCUUCGACUUCAGAGACACGCCCAACAAGGCCUUCUCCAAACUCAAAACGCUGUUUGAGGGCAGCGACAUGUACCAGAGGGCAUCGUCGACGAUUGCGCAUCUCAAGGAAGUGUCCGAAUACACCAAACGGCUGGACGUCAGGACCAAGUUCUACAUCAACCCACUCAGCAGUCUGAAGGAAAGCUUCUACAUUGGCGGCAUACUUUUUUCGUGCCUCCACGACAAAAAGAUGAAGGACGUGUUUGCCGCGGGUGGCCGCUACGACCACCUUAUCAAGGAGCAGCGGCUCAGGACCGGUGGGCAGAUACACGAGAGGCACGCGGUGGGAUUCAGCCUGGCAUGGGAACGCCUGGCGAGGAUACCAAAGAAUGGGGCUAAGCCGUCUCUUAAGAGGAGCGAGGAUGAAGCAUUCGGCAUAUUUUCGACCAAGAGGUGCGACGCGCUGGUGGCAAGCUUCGACCCCGCCAUCCUGCGAUCCGAGGGCAUCAGCAUCCUGCAGACGCUGUGGGCUCACGGCGUCAGCGCGGAGCUGGCCAAGGACGCCCGGUCGCCGGAAGACCUGAUGACGAAACACCGGGACGACUCGUACUCGUGGAUCAUUGUCAUCAAGCAGGACUCCAUGCUCAAGAUCAAGACGGUAGGACGUAAGGACGUGCCGGAUGUAGACAUGCCGACAACGCGACUGAUGUCGUGGCUCCGAGCGGAGAUGCGCGAGCGAGAGUCCCGACUGCCAGCCAAGAUCCGGACGGCAACAGAGCCGGGAAGCAGCGGCGGCAGCCUCGCAGGGCUGGCGGCAGGCAGCACGGGCGGAACGGGCGACGGUAGGCGCGAGCAGGACGUCAAGAUAUUAGUCGGGCAGACGCGCAGCAAGAAGUUCAACCGGCGGACAGUGGUGGAGCAGGCGCAGGUCAGAGCGGCCGGGCUGAUGGGGACGUACCUGGAGGGCCCGAUCCUGGCGGUGGAGACGAUGAGCGACCAGGUGAUGGAGGCGAUUGAGCGUACGAAGCUGUCGGACGCUGAGUCGUGGCGCAAGGUCGAGCACUCUGUGACGACGUCGGAGAAGAAGUAUGUGCGUGAGAUUCACGAGCAGCUCGACCUGUGGAGGACGGAGUGGAAUGCCGAAAGCGGGAGGACGAGACACUCGUUUCUGUAUAACUUUAGGACGGGUUAUUGCCUGCAUUACGAUCUGGCGGCAUAG
This is a messenger RNA of Geosmithia morbida, 4857 nucleotides long. RefSeq lists its product as uncharacterized. The transcript is spliced from 4 exons. Gene Ontology annotation, molecular function: eukaryotic translation initiation factor 2alpha kinase activity; ATP binding; protein binding. The record is from RefSeq and is a predicted model, not a curated record. NCBI's taxonomy places the organism in Eukaryota, Fungi, Ascomycota, Sordariomycetes, Hypocreales, Bionectriaceae. Gene Ontology annotation, biological process: regulation of translational initiation by eIF2 alpha phosphorylation; DNA damage checkpoint signaling. Bases 1 to 4857 code for a protein of 1618 amino acids.